Molecule: messenger RNA, 2139 nt
Organism: Electrophorus electricus (electric eel)
Lineage: Eukaryota; Metazoa; Chordata; Actinopteri; Gymnotiformes; Gymnotidae
Product: bifunctional apoptosis regulator
Biological process (GO): proteasome-mediated ubiquitin-dependent protein catabolic process
Cellular component (GO): nucleus
Molecular function (GO): protein binding; ubiquitin protein ligase activity
Source: RefSeq, a predicted model, not a curated record
AGGAUGUUGCGCACCUGUUCAGUGCUGCGUUCACGUCACCUCGACGUUUAUUUGACAGAGAAACCCUCGAGUAGGAAACCUGGAGAUUUACAGUCGUAUGUUGGUUUCUUGUGUAGAGACUGAAAACACACCACUUUGCUUCCGCACAUUUUACAAUCCGAAUCGCUCAAUACGAGCAAAAGAGGUAAACGACCGAGGAGAGUGACUGUAUAUUUGGCUCGUUCUCGACCUGACAGCUGAAAUCCACGUUUGGAAGCAGCGUUUCAGUUGAUCACAGAUGGUGUAUGCUAAGCCCCAAUGACAGACUCUCAGAUAACAGAGGACAGUGGCACUAAAGUCAUCUUUUCAUUGUCCAGUUCUCGGCAAGCUUCAGCUGAAGUGGGUGCCCCUAUGAGCGGGCUGACGGAGCAAGAAUUCACGUGCCACUGUUGCUAUGAUGUCCUUGUGAAGCCCACCACGCUUCACUGUGGCCACAGCUUCUGUCGCCACUGCCUUGCGCUGUGGUGGGAGUCAUCUGGUAAAACCGAGUGCCCUGAGUGUCGCGAGAGAUGGGAGGGGUUUCCUAAGGUCAACAUUCUACUGAGAGACGCUGUGGAGAAGUUGUUCCAAGCUGAUGUGCAAAGGAGGCAAAAAGAGAUCCAGAAUAACCCGCGGAUCACUCAGUCUCUGCUGGACUUCCAGCGCCAUGGCGAUGAGGCCAGUCGCGGCGCUCCACCAGGAAGACCACGGAGAGGAACCGGAAGCUUCUUCUCCGGAGUGCUCACUGCUCUUACUUGCGUCACUGUGAUGUUGCUGGUCUAUCACUGGUCCAGUGGAGAAAAUCAUGAGGUUCUGGAAUUUAAGCCACUCAGCAGGUGGACAGCUGAUGAUGUCAAACUGUGGGUGGAACACUUAGGUGCGUGGACCAGCCAAUACAGAGAGACCUUCCACAGAGAACAGGUUAACGGCAGGAUGCUCACUCUCCUUGAGGAUGAUGACUUGUCCAGGCUUCCAUAUAGUAUAGAUAACCCCACCCACCGACGAGCCAUCCUGCAGGAACUGCACAGGGUCCGCACUGCUAGAGUCAAACCGCCACAGAACCUCUGGGAGUACAAGGCGGUGAAUGGGGGAAAGGCUCUUUUCUUACUUUACGCUCUCAAAGAUUCUCCUCGCCUCACCAUCCUCUACCUCUAUCUGUUUGACUAUGAUGACGGCUUCCUGCCCCUCAUACAUACCUGCUGUCCCAGACGGCCACCCCAUGUGGAUCACCUGCCCAGCAAGGCUCGUGUGUGUAAGGAGAAUCCUAACUGGAGACAGUGGGCGGAGUUUGUGGUGAAGUACUCUGUGCUGCCCUAUCAGCUCCUGGCAGAGUUUGCGUGGGAUUGGCUGAGUGUUCACUACUGGACGUCUCGUUUUGUUAUAGUAAAUGCCAUGCUGCUGUCACUGCUUGAGGCCUGCGCGUUCUGGAGAGUGUGGAGCAGGAGAGAAAUUAGGAUGCUCCCUCAGAAGAUGUGGCACCACCUGUGGUGGGUGUUGAGAUGUGGGGUCGUCUUUGCACUGGUCUGGCCCCUCCUCCCCCAGUUUGUGUGUAAUUGCCUCUUCUACUGGGCCCUCUACUUUAACCCCAUUAUUAACAUAGACCUGGUGGUACAGCAGGUUCUGCGCCGAGACACACAACACGUAUGAUGCAUGCUUGUACACAUACACACACCACACGACACGCACACCCACCCACCCCUCACAGAUGACUCACAUCUUGAAUGAAACGUACGUGCGUGCGCAUGUACUCCUGCUGAACUAGAGGGGUAUAUGUGUGUGUGUGUGUGUUCUUACAUGCCCUUCUGCUGGACAAGAGGUGCUGAUGUCAGUGCUUUGGGGGUUUACUCUGUAUCUCAGAUCUUUAAAACAUCAGUUAUAAUAGAAUAAUAACCGUACACAGUGAAAUGGGUCCAGAAUCUCGACAUCACUCAACUGAUCAAAGCCAAGAGAUGGUGUUUGUCUUCCUUCCUUGAAGCUACAUUGCUUAAACCAAAUUCUUUAUUCUCUUUGCAUUUCUGACACUGUUCAUAAUUUUGUUGAUUUUACACUGAUACUCAUUAUUUACGUAAUGCUAUUUUUUAAACAAAUUGUUUUCAAUUAAAAAAAAAAAGUUUCGUGAAA